Oryza brachyantha (malo sina) is the source of this 844-nucleotide messenger RNA. RefSeq lists its product as uncharacterized. Bases 82 to 615 code for a protein of 177 amino acids. Lineage: Eukaryota; Viridiplantae; Streptophyta; Magnoliopsida; Poales; Poaceae. The transcript has a single exon. The record is from RefSeq and is a predicted model, not a curated record.
CCAACAAUAUAUAAGCUCCAAAAAUUUUCAUGGCACGCCCCCGACGUCGUGCGUACGUGCGCGCGUGGCACUAACCUAACAAUGGACACCGGGCGGUCGAUGUCGAAGCUUCAGAGGUCGUCGGUGUCGUUCCGGCGACAGGGCUCAUCGGGCCGCAUCUGGAACGACCCGCACAGGGCCCUCGACCUCAAGCAGGGCCUCUCGCCGACGGCCGCCGCUGCCGUCGUCUCGCCGCUGGCGCCGUCGCCACGAGCCGCGUCGUCGUCGCUCUCGUCGCCCCGCUCGCUCUCGUCGCCCCGCUCCUUCCGCUAUACUCACGACGACGCUGGUGACGACGGCGGCAACGGAGGCGGUGGCGGCGACGACGACAUCCCGGAGAGCCCAGAAUCGGCGUUGUCGACUCCGACGGCGGCGGCAUUGUCGACUCCGGCGGCGGCGGCAUUGUCGAUUCCGGCGGUGGCAGAAGAAGAACCGGCAGCCAUGGUCGCCGAUGACGGGGAGGCGGACGACGACGGCACGCCCAGGUCGGAGAGGCGCAACCGGCGGCGGCGGAGGAUCUCGUCGGCGUUCUGCGCGUGCAUGGGCCAUCCGCCCACCUCCCAUGCGCAGCAGUAGAGAGGAGGCUGUAUAUAGGGUAAACGAGUACAUGCACACAUUUUACGUGUAACGUGCACGCACAUAAAAGAGGUUGUACACGAGCUAUAUAUACGGUUGGCAUGUGCCAUGACAUUUCUAUUUUGUUCUUUUAUGUCGAUGUGCAUACGCAUCUCUCGUGAAUAUAUUUAUGUAAGCGGGACAGAAAUAAUACCUCUCAUUUCAUUUUACAAGAUGUUUUAGCCAUUUU